Benincasa hispida (wax gourd) is the source of this 2139-nucleotide messenger RNA. Its product is annotated as NAC domain-containing protein 101-like. Gene Ontology annotation, biological process: regulation of DNA-templated transcription. The record is from RefSeq and is a predicted model, not a curated record. Gene Ontology annotation, molecular function: DNA binding. Lineage: Eukaryota; Viridiplantae; Streptophyta; Magnoliopsida; Cucurbitales; Cucurbitaceae.
GUAGAAGAACUAGGAAGCUUCGUAGCAAGCUUUUUCUUUGUAACCUUCGCUUCCACUUUGAGAUCAUUAGCUUCUUCACGAAGUAGAUUCGAACGAAGACUUGUAGAAACUCCGAUUUAGAGUCAACGGAAAACUCUAAAUUAAAUUCUCCCUUCCUUCGCCAUUUCUCUUCACUCUCCUACUCACUUCUUCUUCCUCUCCACCACGAAGCUUAUUGUGAAAAGAGAUGGCCAAUGGCCUCCUCCUUCCUCCUCAGAAUCUAUUGCCGGUUGGAUUCCGGUUCCAUCCAACAGAUGAGGAGCUUUUUAAUCACUAUCUGAAGAACAAGAUCGUGGGUGAGGAAUUCCUCGUUCAAUACAUCCGUCAAGUUGAUAUCUGCAACUAUGAGCCAUGGGAACUCCCUAGGCUAUCGAAUGAUCAAACAGGGGAUCAGCAGUGGUUUUUCUUUUCUGCUCAAGAUUUCAAGUAUUCCAAUGGCCGUCGAUCCAAUAGGGCCACUAGAACCGGCUAUUGGAAAUCCACUGGCAAGGACCGCAAAAUCUUGGCUCGUGGAACCAAAAACUUGAUUGGUACCAAGAAAACUCUUGUCUUCUACAGCGGUCGGGUUCCAAAUGGGGAUCGGACCAAUUGGGUUAUACAUGAGUAUCAUCUUCAUCCAGACCCUAACCUCGCUCAACUGAAGUCGUUUGUUAUUUGUCUCCUAAAGAGAAAAUGGGACGAGAGUGAUGUUUUGAUGUGUGAAGAAGCUGAACCAAAUGGUCUUUUGACUUCGAGCAAUUUACCCUCAGCGAACCAAAAUCAAGGGAUUCCAGGAAAUGGACAAUCAUUGUUUCAAUCAGAUCUCCAGGUUUCGGAUUACGAUGUUUCCGAAUUGCAGUCCCCUUUGUUUUCUGACCCUGAACCCACUUCAAUGGAUUUCCAAGUUAUCAAUAGCUAUUGGACUCACGUAAAUGGACCUACUGAUGAGGAUGUUAACUCAAUUCUUGUUGAUGAUGAAAAUUGUUACCAUGAAGGGACAUCAAAUAGUUCGAUCGGUGAUUUCAAUUUCAACUGGGAGGAGUUGUUUCGCUUGGUUAAUGAAGAUCAGGGCGGUGGAUUAAUCGGUGACACUGGCAUGGAUACGGCUUUAAGAUGGCAGUAUGAUCAUGCUUCUCACAGCGUUUUCAGUGAAAGUGCCUGUUCAAGGAUACAAACUAACGGUAUGCCGAUGAUUAAAGAAUCUCGUAGAAGCCCACUCACUUCAAAGAUCUUCAAGUACGGAGAGGCAAAAGAUAGACUUCAAACCAACUGCUUAUUGUACCACAGUGAUGACUCUGACAAGGAAACAAGAAAUUUCAGCUCUCAACAUCAACCUAAAUCCCAUAAGGUUCUAAACCAUGUAGAUGCUUCACAAAAUGUCCAAUCAAGGACGGAAACUCAACCCCAAGUAGUGCCAUCCCUUAGCAAGGCCGAAGUAGUUCCAAAACGAAUUAAAGUUGCCAGAGCAGCUGCAACUUCAAAUGAAGACUCUGUUGAAGACCAACAAAGUGAAGUUAAGAAUGGUGUUGUAGCCUACUGGUCAAAGUCAACUGGCCAUGGUUCUCCUGAGAGUGUAGGAAAGUGUUUCUCAAGUAUCUUGACUACAAAAUGCAUUCACCACAAAUUAAGUCCAGCCUCUUAUUUUGCCAGAGCAUGUGUAGGCUUCAUUUUGUUCAUUACAAUUGCAAGACAAGUGCUGCUGUAUGGAAAUUGAUGAUAAAGUUUUAUACCCAUACGGUGCAGGUAAUUAUACUCAUACUAGCAAGUUACCAUGUUUCCUUGUACAAAGAUGGUGUUCUGAUUGUUGAGGCCGAUUAAGGUUAGAAGAAGAGCCUGCUCUUCGUUCUCUGGGGGAUAGUUCCCUCUGUAUAUUUCUGUAUUUGGGUGGAUUGCUUCUGAUUGCAAUCAUGAGUUCAAUCCAUGGUGGUUAUAAGAUCAAGUGGGUGUCUUGUAAGAUUAGUUAAGGUGCGUGUAAGUUUUGUGACCCCAAUAUAGAAUUAUUAUGUGGGUCUUUUAUCUUCUUAUUCAGGAAGAAUAGGCAAUAAGUGAAUUAAGCCAAAUUUCAACUCAAAGUUACCAUCAAUAUUAGGAAAAGUAAUGUAAAGAAGUUGUUGGUACAAA